CCAAGCUUUGAGGAUUGCACUUCACUUUAGGAGGAGAGGGGUCAGUUAGAGCGGAACUGGGAGUCAGGACUCCUGGGGUUCCAUUCUUAGGAGUGGGGUCCAAUGGCUUAGAGAAGAGUUGGGACUGCACCAUUCUCUGCCAAAACAUGUGACCUAGGGAAAAUUAGGGAAGCAAGACACCUGCGUUCUGUGGUAGGAGAAGUGAUAAGUGCCCUAGCACUCCAAACACAGUUGCAACAUAGAGCUGGAUGCUUCUCAACAGUUUCCCAACUUCCAGUGGCCAACAGUGGUGUGGGAACAUAAGAACUGCAAAACCAAAUCAGCCCAGUGAAUCAGACUUCCCACCAGUGCUUCCUGCUUCAGAGGAAGGUUCAAGUCACCCUGCUGUCCUGCCUGCAGGACACAUUCCCCCACUGAACACCUGUCAGCAUUCUGCUCCCAUUCAUUUCCCUCAUACGUUCUUGCCACCUGCUUGAUUAGCCCCCGAAUGAACUGAAAUCCUUCCUGAACCUUUGGCCUGUAAUGGAAUCAUGUGGCCCUGAGUUCCACUGCCUAACUGUGUUUUCACUAUGUGCUGCUCAGUGGGGCAGAGGAAAAUACAUAGGGAGGCUCCCUUUUCCCUUUGUGUUCCAAUAGCUGCUCUCUGUCCUUCUGUGGUUUAAUAAAGGGAUGGCCCUCCCCUGGGGCCAGGCACUGUAGCCCCCCCCCGGCUUGAGCUAGGGUGCCCUGUUGUGCUGGGUGCUACACAAACCAUAACUCAGAUCAGGGCCCCUGUGGUACUAGGUGCUUCAAAUACAAAGUGAGAGAGAGUCCCUACUGGGAAGGGCAUACACACUGCUCACAGCAGUGUGGGUGUGUUACUCUAAAGCAAUCCCAGGGACUCGGCAGGUGCCUGAGCUGCCAUUGGGCCCUGAUGCAAAGGACUUCCUGCCCAAGACAAACACAAUGCAGAGCCCUGGAGCUGUUGAGCAAACAGUGCUCAGCGGCUGAGAGGAAGUGAAGUGUGGGAGGGAGGGAAACGCCCAGGGCUAGAGCAACGGGCUGGACUGAUUUGACAGGAGGCAUGCUGGCGAGGGAGACAGAGCCCAGGCUGGAUCCCUAUCAGUGCUAGAUGAGCUAACAGCUCCGGGAGCUUCGGACAGAGCCCACACCGGGAUCGGGCUCGCCAUGGCUGGGCUGAAGACAGCGAGCGGGGAUUACAUCGAUGCCUCCUGGGAGCUGAGAGUGGCUGUGGAGGAGCUGGGGCCCGAGGCUGAGCCCCUCACCCUGCGAGUCACCGGGGAUGUACACAUUGGGGGCAUCAUGCUGCAGAUUGUGGAUAAGAUCAAGGUGAAGCAGAACUGGUCAGACCAUGCACUCUGGUGGGAGCAGAAGAAACUCUGGCUGCUCAAGACCAACUGGACCCUGGAUAAGUACGGGCUGCAGGCAGAUGCUCGUCUCCGGUACACACCUCAGCACAAGCCUGUGCGGCUGCAGCUGCCCAACCGGCGGAUGAUCCGCGUCCACGCCAGCUUCUCUGAGCCCGUCUUCCGUGCUGUGGCUGGCAUCUGCCGGGUGCUGAGUAUCCGGCAUGCCGAGGAGCUGUCACUGCUGCGGGCGCCUGAGGAGAAGGACAAGAAGAAGCGGAAGGGGCCGGUGCUGGGGACAGAGGAUGAUUUUGACCUCAGCGGGGUGGUGCUGCCAGCCAGCGCGGAGCAGCAGCCGUUCCGGGGGAUGCCGGCCCAUUUCUCGGACAGCCCCACCACCGAGGCCUGUUACCGGAUGCUGUCAGUGAGCUGGACUGGCCUGAGCCCCGAGCACGUGCUGAAGAUGCCUCGGCCCAGCAACCUCAUGGAGAAGGCCCAGAUCAACAGCCGGUGGCUGAGCUCCUCGCGGUCACUGAUGCAGCAGGACGUGCGGGAGAACGAGCAGCUCUGGCUGCGGUUCAAAUAUUACAGCUUCUUUGACCUGGAGCCCAAGUACGACGCAGUGCGCAUCACCCAGCUGUACGAGCAGGCACGCUGGGCCGUGCUGCUGGAGGAGACCGAAAGCACCGAGGAGGAGAUGAUGGUCUUCGCUGCGCUGCAGUAUCACAUCAACAAGCUCUCACUGAGUGCUGACCCCACGGAGCCAGCCAGGGAGCAAGGCCUGGAUGACCUGGACUCAGCCCUGUCCAACCUCCAGGUCAAGCUGGAGGGGGGGACAUCAACCUCGGACAUGCUGGAAAAUCUCACCACCAUCCCUGAGCUGAAGGAUUAUCUCCGGAUAUUCAGGCCCCGCAAGCUGACGCUGAAGGGCUACAAGCAGUACUGGGUAAUGUUCAAAGAGACCUCCAUCUCCUACUACAAGAGCCGUGAGGAGGCCCUGGGUGAGCCCGUACAGCAGCUCAGUCUCAAGGGCUGUGAGGUGGUACCGGAUGUCAACGUCUCAAGCCAAAAGUUCUGCAUCAAACUGCUGGUGCCCUCUCCGGAGGGGAUGAGUGAAGUGUACCUGCGCUGUGAGGACGAGCAGCAGUAUGCCCGCUGGAUGGCAGGGUGCCGGCUGGCAGCCAAAGGCCGGACCAUGGCAGACAGCACUUAUCAGUCUGAGGUGCAGAAUAUCCUGUCCUUCCUGCAGCUGCAGAGAGCCAGUCCUGACGCGCCCGUGGCCCCCGAUGCCGAGGCCAUAGGCACCCAGUGGCUGGUGUCCCCGCGCUACCAGAAGAAAUUCAAGCCCAAACAAUUAACCCCGCGCAUCCUGGAGGCCCAUCAGAAUGUGGCCCAGCUCUCACUCACCGAGGCCAAGAUGAGGUUUAUCCAGGCCUGGCAAUCACUGCCUGAUUUCGGCAUCUCCUACUUUGUGGUCAGGUUCAAGGGCAGUAGGAAGGAUGAGAUCCUGGGCAUCGCCAAUAAUCGUCUGAUCCGAAUUGACCUGGGCGUGGGAGACAUGGUGAAAACCUGGCGGUAUAGCAACAUGCGCCAGUGGAAUGUCAACUGGGACAUCCGUCAGGUGGCGAUUGAGUUUGAUGAGCACAUCAAUGUGGCGUUCAGCUGUGUGUCGGCCAGGUGCAAUAUCGUGCACGAGUACAUCGGGGGGUACAUCUUCCUGUCCACCCGCUCCACCGACAAGGGCCGGGGCCUCGAUGAGGAGCUUUUCUACAAGCUGACAGGGGGCCACGAGGCCCUGUGAGCACUCAGCACUGUUCCUAUCCCCUGCUGGGUACCAGGGGGCAGCAGGGACCAACAUUGGCCCCGCCAACAGGGAGGGAGCAGCCCUCACCCACCCAUCCCAACCACCUAUCCCCAACAUACCCACCCAACACAGUCCCCUACCCCCAUUCCCUCCUACCCACAACACAGCCCACCAAUCCCUACACACACAUUCCCAAGCCACUCCCCCCAUGCUCCACAACCCCAGUCUCCACUUUUCCAUACACACUCAGCUAACCAACCCAGCCAGCCCAACACUUGCUACUCCUCAAAUUAUCUACACACCAUGACAACACCACCCCGCAAUGGCCUACACAACCCCAGCCCAAGCCACCCCUUAAUCCACCCAUCCCUUCUCGUGCUCCCUGCCACCCCAGCACUCCUGCAUGUGCUCUAUGGGAGGAGGAGUACAGGUCCCCAGCCAGCACGCCUUACCCCAGCGGUGGGCGGGGGGAGCGCGCGGGGAAGCAAGGCAAGCAAAUCCAGAAGAGAGAUGGUUAAAGAGCCUGCAGCAGAUGGAACAAUAGGGAUUUUAUUUUACACUGCUCUCUCCUGCCUGAUUCUCCUCCAUGCCAUGGCCCUGGACCCUGUGAGAGUCACUCGAGGGGUAGCAAACGCCCUGAAAGAGAGAAGGAUUCAGAAAUGGGUUGGCAGAAUUUGGCUUUCCUGAACCUGCCUGCCCUUGCCAACUAUGCCAGGGAAUAACAGGACCCUCCACCCUCCAUCGGCUCAUGGGCACUUCUCUGCCACUCCCUGGGAACGGAUCAAAACCAGAGCUACGUGGAUUCUGCCACGAGCUGCCAGCCGGGCACGUCAACUGGGACUGCAAACACAGAGUAAUAAACCAAGCUCUCACCA
Messenger RNA from Caretta caretta (loggerhead turtle), 4025 nucleotides. It is a transcript of the gene FERMT3, whose product is annotated as FERM domain containing kindlin 3. Gene Ontology annotation, cellular component: cell-substrate junction. Gene Ontology annotation, biological process: leukocyte cell-cell adhesion; regulation of cell-cell adhesion mediated by integrin; integrin activation. The record is from RefSeq and is a predicted model, not a curated record. NCBI's taxonomy places the organism in Eukaryota, Metazoa, Chordata, Testudines, Cheloniidae. Gene Ontology annotation, molecular function: integrin binding.